ACAUGCAUCAAAGGUCACAGAUCAUCCACAUGCGGACACACAGACCGUCCAUUAUUCGAGAUAAAACGAAAGGGAAGGCCACAGACACAGUGUGAGCAUUGUCGACGGUUGAGGAAGACGAGGCAGGUCCAUGUCAGGUGCGAUUGUGCGAGU
This is a messenger RNA of Dacryopinax primogenitus, 153 nucleotides long. RefSeq lists its product as uncharacterized. The transcript has a single exon. Gene Ontology annotation, molecular function: copper ion binding; DNA-binding transcription factor activity, RNA polymerase II-specific; RNA polymerase II cis-regulatory region sequence-specific DNA binding. The annotation marks the transcript as partial. The record is from RefSeq and is a predicted model, not a curated record. Gene Ontology annotation, biological process: positive regulation of transcription by RNA polymerase II; intracellular copper ion homeostasis; intracellular iron ion homeostasis. Gene Ontology annotation, cellular component: nucleus. Lineage: Eukaryota; Fungi; Basidiomycota; Dacrymycetes; Dacrymycetales; Dacrymycetaceae.